ACUUUCUUUUCCUCAACCUCCAUUUCCAAUUCUAAUUGCUUUUCUAUCCUUUUCCAGUCUCACACUUUCUCUCUCUACAAAACUCACUUUCUCUCUCUUCCGCAAUCAGAUCACACAUUCCUCUCACCAUUUCCCGCACGAUCCUGACCUAGGAGCUUCUCCCGGUGCUCAUCAUUGCCGGAGCUCGCCGCGAACUUCCGAAGCAUUGUGCUCGCUGCGGUGGCGACGACGAUGACGGAGAUGCUGUAACAAUCUUGUCAAUUGGAGUUCGGUUAUCAUGGUGGAGGCUUUGAAUUCGAGCUCGGGUGAAGCAUUUGAAGUUCUGGAGUGGGCCAAUUCGGUGGUUGGGGAAGAUUUCGGGGAGUUUUUGGGUGGAUGGAGGGAUUUGGGCACGAGAAUGGGUGAAUGAAUGAAUGAGUGUAACUGCGAGAUUGGGGUUUGGAUUUUCGAACUAGUUUCUAAGGAGUAGUGUGUGAUUUUUCUUCUUGUUUCGUGUGAUGUCGCGGACUGAUAGCAUGACGAUGACGACGACGGCGACUUCAGAUCCUAACAGAACUGGUACUGCAGAAAGAGACACUGAGCAGGCCAUUACUGCAUUGAAGAAAGGGGCUUACUUGCUCAAGUAUGGAAGAAGGGGGAAGCCAAAGUUUUGCCCCUUCCGGCUUUCCAAUGACGAAUCUGUCUUGAUAUGGUUCUCAGGAAAAGAAGAGAAACGUCUUAAACUAACUAAUGUUUCUAGAAUUAUAUCUGGACAACGAACGCCUAUCUUUCAAAGAUAUCCACGGCCUGAGAAGGAAUACCAGUCAUUUUCACUUAUCUACAGUGAUAGGUCACUGGAUUUGAUUUGCAAGGAUAAAGAUGAAGCUGAGGUUUGGUUCAGUGGGUUGAAAACAUUGAUUUCACGCAGUCAUAACCGGAAGUGGAGAACAGAGUCAAGAAGUGACGGCAUUCCAUCUGGAGCUAAUAGUCCUCGAACGUACACUAGAAGUUCUCCAUUGAAUUCUCCAUUUGGUAGUAAUGAAAGCUUUCAAAAGGAUAGUGGGGAUCAUCUUCCUCUUCAUAGCCCAUAUGAAAGUCCUCCCAAGAAUGGUUUGGAUAAGGCAUUUUCUGAUGUGAUUUAUUAUCCUCUUCCUCCAAAGGGUUUCUUCCCUCCAGAUUCUGCCAGUGGUUCAGUCCACUCUGUGUCGUCAGUUGGAUCUGAUAGCAUGCAUGGUCACAUGAAGACAAUGCCUAUGGAUGCUUUUCGAGUUAGUUUAUCAAGUGCUGUUAGUUCAUCUAGCCAAGGUUCUGGUCAUGAUGAUGGUGAUGCCUUAGGGGAUGUUUUCAUUUGGGGGGAAGGCACAGGUGAUGGUGUUUUGGGUGGUGGAGCUCACCAAGUUGGAAGUUGCUUUGAUGCUAAAAUGGAUUCUCUACUGCCCAAAGCCUUGGAAUCGGCAGUAGUUCUUGAUGUACAGAAUAUUGCUUGUGGUGGUAAACAUGCAGCCUUAGUGUCCAAACAAGGUGAAAUUUUCUCUUGGGGGGAAGAAUCAGGAGGCAGGCUUGGGCAUGGCGUUGACUCUGAUGUUCCCCAUCCAAAGCUUAUUGAAUCUCUAAGUAGUACAAAUAUUGAACUUGUAGCUUGUGGGGAGUAUCAUACAUGUGCUGUGACACUUUCUGGUGAUCUUUAUACAUGGGGUGAUGGAACUUACAAUUAUGGUCUUCUGGGGCAUGGAAAUCAGGUGAGCCACUGGGCCCCAAAAAGAGUACAUGGCCUCUUGGAGGGCAUACAUGUUUCUUCUAUUUCUUGUGGUCCAUGGCACACUGCUGUUGUAACCUCUGCGGGACAAUUAUUUACUUUUGGUGAUGGUACAUUUGGUGUUCUGGGUCAUGGAGACCGAAAAAGUGUUUCCCUUCCAAGAGAAAUAGAGUCCCUGAAGGGUCUUCGCACUGUGCAGGCUGCUUGUGGUGUUUGGCAUACUGCUGCAGUUGUGGAAGUCAUGGUUGGAAAUUCAAGUUCCAGCAACUGCUCUUCAGGGAAGCUGUUUACUUGGGGUGAUGGAGACAAAGGUCGGCUUGGGCAUGGUGACAAGGAAGCCAAACUUGUUCCCACCUGUGUUGUAGCCCUACUUGAACCCAAUUUUUGUCAGGUUGCUUGUGGUCAUAGUAUGACUGUUGCACUUUCUAGAUCAGGCCAUGUCUAUACCAUGGGCAGUUGUGUCUAUGGUCAGUUAGGAAAUCCUAAAGCUGAUGGGAAGCUACCAACUCGUGUUGAAGGAAAGCUUUCAAAAAGCUUUGUGGAGGAAAUAGCUUGUGGUGCAUAUCAUGUUGCGGUUUUAACUUCAAGGACUGAAGUUUACACUUGGGGUAAGGGUGCAAAUGGUCGUUUAGGCCAUGGAGAUACUGAUGAUAAAAACUCCCCAACAUUAGUAGAAGCAUUGAAAGACAAACAAGUCAAAAGUAUUGCUUGUGGUACAAAUUUCACCGCAGCCAUAUGCCUGCAUAAGUGGGUAUCUGGUGUUGACCAAUCCAUGUGUUCUGGUUGCCGUCUGCCAUUUAAUUUCAAAAGGAAACGCCACAAUUGUUAUAAUUGUGGACUUGUUUUUUGCCAUUCAUGCAGCAGUAAGAAGUCUGUUAAGGCAUCAAUGGCACCAAACCCCAACAAACCGUAUCGUGUCUGUGAUAGUUGUUAUAAUAAGAUAAAGAAAGCUACAGUGACUGAUUCUUCGUCUCAGUCUUCAAUGAGCAGAAGAGGAAGUAUUAAUCAGGGGUCACUUGAGUUUGUUGGUAAGGAUGAUAAAUUGGAUUCCAAAUCAAAUAAUCAGAUUGGCAGGUUCUCUUCAAUGGAAUCCUUGAAUCAAGUGGACAGCAGAUCUUCAAAGAAAAAUAAGAAAUUGGAAUUCAACAGUAGCCGUGUCUCGCCUGUUCCAAAUGGAGGUUCACAAUGGGGAGCAAGGAAUAUUUCCAAAUCUUUUAAUCCUGUUUUUGGAUCAUCAAAGAAGUUUUUUUCAGCUUCUGUUCCUGGAUCUAGAAUUGUUUCCCGGUCAACAUCCCCAGUAUCUAGACGGCCUAGUCCACCUCGUUCAACUACUCCAACCCCAACGCUGGGAGGACUUACAUCCCCGAAGAUGGUCGUGGAUGAUGCCAAGAUGACCAAUGACAGCCUCAGUCAAGAGGUUGUUAAAUUAAGAUCACAGGUGGAAAGCUUGAAUCGGAAAGCCCAGCUUCAAGAAAUUGAGUUGGAAAGAACAACUAAACAGCUAAAAGAAGCAAUAUCAAUUGCCAACGAAGAGACUGCCAAAUGCAAAGCAGCAAAGGAAGUGAUCAAGUCGCUUACUGCCCAGUUGAAGGACAUGGCCGAGAGGCUGCCUAUAGGAGCAACCAGGAAUGUUAGAUCACCAUCUCUUGCUUCCUUUGGUUCCGACCUUGGUUCCAAUGACGUUACCAAUGCUACGAUUGAUCAAUUGACUAUUCAAACAAGAAGCCAAGAGUCAGACUUAACAGGAUCAAAUGACCAGUUGCUUUCAAAUGGAUCAAGCACUAUCACCAACCGUAGUGCAGGUCACGGUAAACACAGUCAAUCAAAUGCAACUAGCAGAAAUGGGUACAAAACAAAGGAUAACGAGUCUCGAAAUGAAACUGAAUGGGUUGAGCAAGAUGAACCUGGUGUAUACAUUACUCUCACCUCUCUACCAGGAGAUGUAAUAGAUCUUAAGAGAGUUCGCUUCAGUCGAAAGCGGUUUAGUGAGAAACAAGCAGAACAAUGGUGGGCUGAGAAUCGGGCAAGAGUAUAUGAACUGUACAACGUGCGCUUGAUUGACAAGUCAAGUAUUGGUGUUGGGAGUGAGGAACUGGCUCAUUGACUAACCUGUAUAUGAGAUAUUUUGCCUGGAGUUAAAGCUAGAAUGUACUAUCAAUUACAUUUGGCUUCCAUUUGAUAUUAAGUGUUGAGGGAAGCUGGGAUUGGCCUAAUAGAAUAGAAUAGAAGAAGGAUAUGAUUGUGAUGUUGUAAUUCCACCACUUCUUUCAAUUUUUUUUUUUUAAUUUGAUUUCUCUUUUCAUUUUUUUCCCUAUAUGUGCCGUGUGUGCGGGUUGAGGGUGAGAAAAAUGUAAAUUCUUGUUAGGGUUGCUGGCUCUUACUCAAAGUAACUGCAAUGUAAAGUUCAUAAACGAAUGCAUUAACUAAUUCUUCUAAACUAGUUAUAAAAUACCUUUAGCCAUGAGAGAGGUGGCUCUGAGUAGUUAA
Lotus japonicus is the source of this 4222-nucleotide messenger RNA. RefSeq names its product PH, RCC1 and FYVE domains-containing protein 1-like. Lineage: Eukaryota; Viridiplantae; Streptophyta; Magnoliopsida; Fabales; Fabaceae. The transcript is spliced from 9 exons. Gene Ontology annotation, molecular function: metal ion binding. The record is from RefSeq and is a predicted model, not a curated record. Bases 498 to 3839 code for a protein of 1113 amino acids.